GUAUGCGGUGGUCUCGCUGGGAAGCGUCCACCUGGGAACAUGUUGCUGCUCAAGAAACAGACGGAGGACAUCAGCAGCGUCUAUGAGAUCCGCGAGAAGCUGGGCUCGGGUGCCUUCUCCGAGGUGGUGCUGGCCCAGGAGCGGGGCUCCUCACACCUUGUUGCCCUGAAGUGCAUCUCCAAGAAGGCCCUUCGAGGCAAGGAGGCCCUGGUGGAGAAUGAGAUUGCGGUGCUCCGCAGGGUCAGCCACCCCAACAUCGUGGCUCUGGAGGACGUCCACGAGAGCCCCUCCCACCUCUACCUGGCCAUGGAGCUGGUGACAGGGGGCGAGCUGUUCGACCGCAUCAUGGAGCGUGGCUCCUACACAGAGAAGGAUGCCAGCCACCUGGUGGGCCAGGUCCUUGGCGCUGUCUCCUACCUGCACAGCUUGGGCAUCGUGCACCGAGACCUCAAGCCUGAAAACCUCCUCUAUGCCACGCCAUUCGAGGACUCCAAGAUCAUGGUCUCUGACUUCGGCCUGUCCAAAAUUCAGGCUGGCAACAUGCUGGGCACCGCCUGUGGGACCCCAGGAUAUGUGGCCCCGGAGCUCUUGGAGCAGAAACCCUACGGGAAGGCCGUAGAUGUGUGGGCCCUGGGUGUCAUCUCCUACAUCCUGCUGUGUGGCUACCCUCCAUUCUACGACGAGAGCGACCCCGAACUCUUCAGCCAGAUCCUGAGGGCCAGCUACGAGUUUGACUCUCCCUUUUGGGAUGACAUCUCCGAAUCAGCCAAAGACUUCAUCCGGCACCUUCUGGAGCGAGACCCGCAGAAGAGGUUCACGUGCCAGCAGGCCUUACAGCAUCUUUGGAUCUCUGGGGAUGCUGCCUUUGACAAAGACAUCCUGGGCUCAGUCAGUGAGCAGAUCCAGAAGAAUUUUGCCCGGAACCACUGGAAGCGAGCAUUCAAUGCCACCUCUUUCCUGCGCCACAUCCGAAAGCUGGGGCAGAGCCCAGAGGGUGAGGAGGCCUCAGAGCGGAGGAUGGCCCGCCACAGCCACCCGGGCCUCGGGGCUGGCCAGCCCUCCAACUGGUGAGGCCCAGG
Molecule: messenger RNA, 1079 nt
Organism: Myotis lucifugus (little brown bat)
Lineage: Eukaryota; Metazoa; Chordata; Mammalia; Chiroptera; Vespertilionidae
Gene: PNCK
Product: pregnancy up-regulated nonubiquitous CaM kinase
Exons: 11
Coding region: 40-1071 (343 amino acids)
Biological process (GO): peptidyl-serine phosphorylation
Cellular component (GO): intracellular anatomical structure
Molecular function (GO): ATP binding; calmodulin binding; calcium/calmodulin-dependent protein kinase activity
Source: RefSeq, a predicted model, not a curated record